Messenger RNA from Dioscorea cayenensis subsp. rotundata (Guinea yam), 2107 nucleotides. Its product is annotated as zinc finger CCCH domain-containing protein 33-like. The record is from RefSeq and is a predicted model, not a curated record. Gene Ontology annotation, molecular function: protein binding; metal ion binding. Lineage: Eukaryota; Viridiplantae; Streptophyta; Magnoliopsida; Dioscoreales; Dioscoreaceae.
ACUUAACCCCCCGCCAUUAUCGUCUUCCCCAAAUCCAAGCCAAGCUCGCCAUUGAUACACCUCUCCUUCUCCUCGUGGUGGUGCUGUUUCCAUGGAGGAUGUCUCCUCUUUGUUGCUUGAACUCUCGGCUUCGGAUGAUUUGGCUGGUUUCAAGAAGGUGAUCGAGGUGAGCGGCGUCGCCGUAGAUGCUGUCGUAGCUCCGUGGUAUGGACGCUCCGCUGGGAGAGAUCGCCGGAUGGGGUUCAAUCUCCGAACUCCUCUCCAGAUCGCUGCGGUUUAUGGUAGUAUCUCUGUGCUUAACUAUAUCCUUUCUGAUUUGACUGCUGUUGAUGUGAAUCGCCGUUCCGGCGAUGACGCCGCCACUGCUCUCCAUCUCGCUGUUGCUGGUUGUUCACCUGGUUCAAUCGAUGCUAUUAAGCUUCUUGUCUCGGCUAACGCUGAUGUUGAUGCCCUUGACACUGGUGGUAACCGGCCGGCGGAUCUGAUCCCCAAGCUGAUCGCGGUGAAUUCGGUUGUGAAAACCCUAGAAACCCUAGUGAAGGCGUCGCCGUCGUCUCCGUCUAGGGUUUCGUCUCCGGCGAAGGAAACGGAAGUAAAGGAGAAGAAAGAGUACCCGCCGGACCUGACGCUGCCGGACAUCAAGAACGGGAUCUACGGCACCGACGAGUUCCGGAUGUAUAGCUUCAAAAUCAAGCCAUGCUCCCGCGCGUAUUCGCAUGAUUGGACCGAGUGCCCUUUCGUCCACCCCGGCGAGAACGCGCGGCGCCGUGACCCGAGGAAAUACCUCUACAGCUGCGUCCCGUGCCCGGAGUUCCGCAAGGGUUCAUGCCGCAACGGCGACGCUUGUGAGUACGCGCAUGGUGUUUUCGAGUGCUGGCUUCACCCAGCGCAGUACCGCACCCGGCUCUGCAAGGACGAGACGGGAUGCAAUCGCCGUGUCUGCUUCUUCGCUCACAAGCCAGAAGAGCUCCGGAUGGUGAACCCCUCCACCGUCUCAGCCUCGAUGAUUUCCUCACCGAGAGCCUCCUCUCUCGACAUGGCGACGGCGAUGCUUCUCAUGCAGCAACCAAGCUCCCCAACUACGAACAGGCUCAAAUCCACUCUGAGCGCCCGGAAACUCCAACUCGAUCUCGAUUUGAUGGCGCUGGAAGCAGCAGCCGCAGUCGCUGCAUCGUCUCCAAGAUCUUCCAAUUGGCCGGCGAACCGAGGAUCAGAUUACGGCGAGCUUCUUCAAGGUCUCUCAUUGAAGCAAAGCCCAUACUCCAGCGCAUCACCAUCAAUCCCAGCGCUUGAUCACUCGCUAGCCACGGCCAUCAUGAAUUCAAGAGCUUCAUCCUUCGCUAAGCGAAGCCAGAGCUUCAUCGACCGUGGAGCGGUGGCGCGCCAGUCCACCCUCGCACCAACCUCCUCAGCCGUGGCACCACCCGCCGGCUUCUCCGGCUGGGGCUCACCUUCCGGCAAACUAGACUGGGGGAUUGAAGGUGAGGAGCUGAACAAGCUAAGAAAGUCGGCUUCUUUCGGCUUCCGCAACAACGGCGCAGCUGCGCCGGCGGCUUUAGAUGAGCCGGACUUGUCCUGGGUACAGUCUCUAGUGAAGGACGCGCCCGCUCAAGCCGGCGCGCCGAUGCAGUAUGGGCUUGAGAGUGGUGGCACUGAGAUGCUUCCUUCUUGGGCUGAGGAGCAGAUGGUGGCAUAAAGAAACCAUGAUGAAAUUUCUCUUAAUUAGUCCUGACCAGUGACCAGUUCUUUAGUUCCUUUCCAUUUUUUCUUUUUUUCUUUUUCUAAAAAAUAUUUCAAUUAAUUCUUAAAUAUCAGCAGCUGCUCAAGGACAUGCCCCAAGGGAGUCUCUGAUGCUCUUUCAUGUUCUUUCAUUCACAUAUAUAUAUAUAUAGUUCUAGUAUUUACAGAAUUCAAGAGAAGAGGAAGAAGAAGAAUAUGAUGAAACAAGUGAAGAAGGGGAAACAAACUUGUGAUAUCUUAUUGUAUUAUUUUUUUAUGGGAAAGUAAGAUGGGUCUUUUGCUUGUAGACCUCCAAUGGAUCUUUUAUCUUUAAUGUUGUUGUUUGUAUAAUAUAUUUAUAUAUAUAUAUAUGUAUGAUUUGACUUUC